AUGGCAACAGCCCCUGCACCUUCGAUCAAGAAGUCGUUCUUCAAGAAACCAAACUGGGCCACAAUUGCGCCCCCAACUGAAUCGAGGGACUUCUUUAGACAUUCAGAUACUGUCUACGAUAGCAUUUUGAGGGAAAAGGAGAAGCGGAGGGAACGACAUGCUCAACAGAAGCAGGGUACAGCUGGCUUAGAUGAUGAAGACUCGGAUAGGGAGAGCAAAAGAAGAAGAAUCUUAAUCGACGAGGAAAACCAGAAGGAAGAUAGCUGUAGUGGCUCAGAAACAGCAAGCAUUCGAAGGGGGGAACAAGACACGGCACCAACUGGGCACCUUAAGACUCGAGCGAAGUCCCCUGCGAGACGCGGGCCUAUUCAAGCCGGAAGAGCAAGUCCUACCUAUCUCGAAUCUUCGCUAAAUCCUACUACCCUAUUACACUCUAAUGUCAUCGAACUCGACUCUCACAAAGAGAACAACCAGCAUCAACCAAUCGGACCUGAAAGAAAGGUCCAGGCUAGACUAUCGGACGAAGAGGCCUCGGAAGAGGAAGAUGAAUAUGUCCUCGCACUCAAACAAAAAGCUCGGGAGAAAGCACGCCUAAAGAAGCUAGGCAUUGAGCCUGCUCGUAAACAAGAACCGGCGUUACAGGCUUUAGAAGCCCAACAGCAACGGCAUUCACCCUCUGGCGACGAACCCACAUUCUUUCCACAACGCGCGGCACCCACUCCACCUUCCCAGAGAGACGAAACGAUCGUGCAAAUAUUCAUCGAUACCAAAAUUCCAAACGCAAAGCCACUGAUAGUCAAUCGGAAAGUCUCUCAACCUAUGCAGCAAGUCAGAGCCGUAUGGUGCGCGCGGCAGAACUUCACAGACGACAUAACAGCCCAAGUCAUCUUCACAUGGCGAGGGAAGCGGCUCUACGACACAACCACCAGUACGCACUUGCUGAAUGUCUUGAAGAUGGAGCGGGCUCGUCAAUUAGGCGGAUUGGCAGGCGAUGACGACGAAGAUCCGAGUAACGGAAGGAUAGAGGUGGUAGCUAUGACGAAGGACAUGUAUGAACAAAAACAGAAUAAGAACGACGCCGAAGCAGACGCAAAUGGUAUCACAGACCCAACCCUCCAGGAUCGCCAGUCGCAAGCGAGGUCAGCGACACCCGAACCAAAAUACACAAUCGUGAUGAACGCUCAAGGACUGGAGCCGUUACAGCUCAAAGUCAGGCCGAGCACGCCGGUCGCGAAGAUGAUGGCUGGCUUCAAAAAGUUACGCCACAUAGAUCCGGCGAAAACCUGUUGGUUGAUUCAUGACGGAGACAGAUUGGAGCCGGAGUCGUUGGUGAGGGACACAGAGAUAGAGGAUGGCGAUGCUGUGGAGGUACAUGUCAGGUGA
Endocarpon pusillum Z07020 is the source of this 1383-nucleotide messenger RNA. RefSeq lists its product as uncharacterized. The record is from RefSeq and is a predicted model, not a curated record. Bases 1 to 1383 code for a protein of 460 amino acids. The transcript has a single exon. Gene Ontology annotation, molecular function: protein binding. NCBI's taxonomy places the organism in Eukaryota, Fungi, Ascomycota, Eurotiomycetes, Verrucariales, Verrucariaceae.